AUGAAUUAUGCUAAGAAUCCAUUGAAUGAUGAAGAAAAGGAAAAUCAGUUGCUACCUUCUACUGAUGCAACCAAGUUUCCCAAUCUUUACUGUGACCUUCGCCUUUCUAAGUAUUGGACGAAGAAACUGAAUACUAAGAAGAAGCUUGUCCUUCCUAAUGAUGUACGACGAUCAAUUACUAGUCGGAUCCUAGAGUUGGGUAUGGACUUUGUUGAUAGGGAUUUGGGAGAUAUCAACAUCUCUUGGGUGAAGAAAUUCUAUUGCAACUUCUUCCGUCCCACUUUGGAUUCAGUUCAGUUGAGGGGUAGAGAGGUUAUGAUCACUGAGACUGCUAUUGAGGAGGCAUUGCAGUGCAGACAUCUUCCUGAUGGCACCUGCGCCCAUCAACAGGCUGAGUUAGCUAUUCACAGCAUGACCUUUGACUAUGAGGUGCUUAGGCGGGUAAUCGGUUUACCAGAUGCUACUUGGGUCAUGGAUGCGAACAACACUAAGCCUAAAGAGAUGCUCUUUGCUCAGCUGACUAGAGAGGCCAAGACUUGGCAGAUGAUAUUUGCCCACUAUGUCUUACCCACCACUCACUUCUCUGAGAUCCCUAUGGAGAUGCUACUUCUGAUUGGGUGUGUUAUGGAGGGGAAGGAAGUUUAUUUUCCUCAGUUGAUCCGGCAGUGUAUGUGGCGGGCGCAUAUUCGUGGCUUACUUCCAUUCCCUACUUUGGUCACCAGUAUGGCCGCCCUAGCUGAGGUCCCCUGGUUGGAUGAUGAUGUGACACCACCACCCCCAGAUGACGAUGACAAGGAGGUUACUAUUCCUUGGGGUGGUUGGGUGCACGAGAAGCCCCCAGCCAGACGCCGGUUGCGUUGCCCAUUUUCCGAUCCGUUGUGCGUACGCACACCCAGUCCACCCCCUUCUACUGGGAGCACCCGCACGGUUGGUGCGUCCGCAUUCCCCCCCUUAGAUGAGAACCUUGUGACUCCUCAGUACCCUCUCCUCCUUCCCCAACGUUCAUCCCUAUCCUCUCCUUCUCCGUUUCAACACCCACCAUCUUCCUUAUCACCACCGCGAAGUUCUCUACUUCUGUUUCAAAUCUCCAUCAUUGUCCAUCCGCUCUGCAACCGCGGCUUUCUCCUCCUCUCUUUCUUCUUCUUCCCCUCGCCUUCCCACCGCCGCUCACAACCGCCGGCGACCGCCCCAGCCCUUUCCCCUUUUCUUCUUCCUGUUCGUUCUCCCAGUCUCUUUUCCCAUUUCUUCCCUUUCCACAACGCAGCUCCAUCUUCUUCACUGUCGUCAUCGUCCGUCGCAACCCCUGCUUCACCAUCACCUCCAGCUCCCGACCCUCCUCUUCGUGCUACAGUAGCGCCGCCAGAGCCCCUCCUUCCCACGUCCGAACCCUUGACCUAUCGCAACCAUCAGAGCCCCUUUCCUUCGAUCUCAACACCGUCGUGCCACACCCCUGUUCCCUCCCCUUCGUAUGAAGCCCUUCUCCUCUCCUCUGAUUAUCGUCACCCCGUACGUCCCCCGUCCAUCACUGCUGCAACACAUACAUCCCUUUCCCUUCUGCCCUGUUCAUUCUCUGCAUUCCAGUUUUCAGCUUCUGUUCACUUGAGGAGUAUCAUCCUCUCCGAUGGCACCUACAUUUUGCCUGAGCUUGACACUCCCUCCGAGCAUCUAAGGAGGAGGAGGCCUAGCGUGAUGAGCCGGAGGAGGCCUGGGACAGUAGAGGUGACACAGAGAUGACUCUUUCCGCUCCGUAUGAUCUUGAGCACCGAGGACGGUGUUACAUUUUAAGUGUGGGGAGGUUGUGCAACUUCAGCAGUGCAUUUUGGGUGACAAGCUUCAUUUCGAACUCUUUAGUUUAGUUUCUUUUUAUACUUUUUAGUUGUUUUGUAUAUAUUUUAUCUUUAGAAAACCUUUUUACUUAGUUUAUUGCACUUUCUUAGUUCAUUACACUUUCUAAUUUUGCUUGUACAUAACUUAGUAUUAUAUAGUAGUUAUGCAUAUUUUGAUAUUUUGGUCUUAA
Molecule: messenger RNA, 2017 nt
Organism: Arachis stenosperma
Lineage: Eukaryota; Viridiplantae; Streptophyta; Magnoliopsida; Fabales; Fabaceae
Exons: 3
Coding region: 1-1734 (577 amino acids)
Source: RefSeq, a predicted model, not a curated record